This is a messenger RNA of Drosophila erecta, 544 nucleotides long. It is a transcript of the gene Nplp3, whose product is annotated as neuropeptide-like 3. The transcript has 2 exons. The coding region runs from base 30 to 314 and encodes 94 amino acids. The record is from RefSeq and is a predicted model, not a curated record. NCBI's taxonomy places the organism in Eukaryota, Metazoa, Arthropoda, Insecta, Diptera, Drosophilidae.
AAAUCGUUGCAAACCAUCAACAAAACAAAAUGUUCAAGCUGUGCGUCUUCGUUGCUCUCCUUAGCCUGGCUGCCGCUGCCCCAGCUCCCGCUCCCGCUCCUGCUCCUGCUCCUGCUCCUGCUCCUGGACUUAUUGCCCCUGGCCUGGUUGCACCUGGAAUCUGGGGACCCACCGUCGUCGGAUCGCCUCUGGUUGCUCCCCAAGUUGUGAGCGUGCUGCCAGGUGCCAUUUCCCAUGCAGCCAUCACCCAGGUGCAUCCUUCUCCUCUGCUGAUCAAGAGCGUCCAUGGCCUGGGACCCGUUGUGAUCGGUUAAUCCAUUUGCCCAUUGGAGAUCCAGCCCCCACAUAUCUCACCCACACGCCAGCCAAUCAGCUCCUGUUCUACCACACAUUUCCUGCGGAUAACUUCAGUCACCAGUCCUGUGCCCUGUGUAUAAUGCCAGCAAGUUCAGCAAUGAGAAGAAAAAAAUCACAAAAAAAUGUUUAGACACUAAAAUACAUUUCAAGCAAUAAAUACCUACCAUACUUGUUAUAGCGAGCGAAA